Molecule: messenger RNA, 2834 nt
Organism: Zeugodacus cucurbitae (melon fly)
Lineage: Eukaryota; Metazoa; Arthropoda; Insecta; Diptera; Tephritidae
Gene: Mcm6
Product: DNA replication licensing factor Mcm6
Exons: 4
Coding region: 152-2638 (828 amino acids)
Biological process (GO): mitotic DNA replication; double-strand break repair via break-induced replication; DNA replication initiation
Cellular component (GO): nucleus; MCM complex
Molecular function (GO): ATP binding; single-stranded DNA binding; single-stranded 3'-5' DNA helicase activity
Source: RefSeq, a predicted model, not a curated record
GUGCGCGCCAAAACAAAUGCCAGCGCUGUCAAAUACAAUACAAACAUUCAUUGCCAAUAAGCUGCGGUCAGCGUGUUUUAUAUUUAGUGCAUAAAUAAUUAAAAUAAGCAACGAAUUGCCAAGAAAUACGACGCCAAUUUGAAGCAUUGCAAUGGAUGUAGCUGACGCACAAAUUGGACAAUUACGCGUAAAGGAUGAGGUUGGCUUGCGCUGUCAGAAACUCUUUCAGGAUUUCUUAGAGGAGUUUAAGGAAGACGGUGAAAUAAAGUAUGUCAAACCAGCAGCAGAUUUGGAAUCACCAGAUCGUUAUACUCUAGAGGUGUCUUUCGACGAUGUGGAAAAGUAUAAUCAGAAUUUGGCAACAACAAUUAUCGAAGAAUAUUUUCGCAUCUACCCAUAUCUGUGCCAAUCAGUUUCGAAUUUCGUCAAAGAUCGUUGUGGUUUAAAGAAUGAAAAAGAGUGCUACAUCUCAUUCACUGACGUGCCCACGCGCCAUAAAGUACGUGAUUUAACAACAUCAAAAAUUGGCACAUUGAUACGCAUAUCUGGUCAGGUAGUGCGUACACAUCCAGUGCAUCCAGAACUUGUUACCGGCACAUUCAUGUGUAUGGAUUGCCAAACUGAAAUACGCAAUGUGGAGCAACAAUUUAAGUUUACCAAUCCAACAAUUUGUCGUAAUCCUGUAUGCAGUAAUCGGCGUCGCUUCAUGCUGGAUGUGGAGAAGUCACUUUUUGUGGAUUUUCAAAAAAUACGCAUACAAGAAACACAAUCAGAGUUGCCGCGUGGUUGUAUACCACGUUCAGUGGAAAUCAUUCUGCGUUCGGAAUUGGUGGAAACUGUGCAAGCGGGCGAUCGUUAUGAUUUUACCGGCACAUUAAUUGUAGUGCCCGACGUGGGUGUAUUAAAUAUGCCGGGCGCCAAAGCGGAUAUGGGUUCGCGGCACAAGCCGGGAGAUGGACCCGAGGGUGUUUCGGGUUUAAAAGAAUUGGGCACACGUGAACUCAACUAUCGCAUGUCUUUCUUGGCGUGCAGCGUACAAACAACAACAGCGCGUUUUGGUGGCACAGAUUUGCCUAUGUCCGAGGUAACGGCAGAAGAUAUGAAAAAACAAAUGACUGAUGCAGAGUGGAAUAAGGUGUACGAAAUGUCUAAGGAUCGUAAUUUGUAUAACCAUCUCAUCACGAGUCUGUUUCCCUCGAUCUACGGCAAUGAUGAGGUCAAGCGUGGUGUGUUGUUGCAGUUAUUUGGUGGUGUUGGCAAGACUACGCAUGAAAAAACAACUUUGCGUGGCGAUGUCAAUGUAUGCAUUGUAGGUGAUCCCAGUACGGCGAAGUCACAAUUUCUGCGUCAAGUCGCCGACUUUUCGCCACGCGCUGUCUACACUUCUGGCAAAGCUUCUUCGGCAGCGGGUCUUACUGCCGCUGUGGUGCGUGAUGAGGAGAGUUUCGAUUUUGUCAUCGAAGCCGGUGCGCUUAUGUUGGCCGACAAUGGCAUCUGUUGCAUUGAUGAAUUCGAUAAAAUGGAUCCACGCGAUCAAGUGGCCAUACACGAAGCUAUGGAACAGCAAACAAUUUCCAUAGCAAAAGCCGGUGUACGCGCCACCUUAAAUGCACGCACUUCAAUUUUGGCUGCCGCCAACCCGAUAAACGGACGUUAUGACCGUACCAAGAGUUUGCAACAGAAUAUACAAUUAUCUGCGCCAAUUAUGUCACGUUUCGAUCUAUUCUUCAUACUCGUCGACGAAUGCAAUGAAGUGGUGGACUAUGCAAUCGCACGCAAAAUUGUCGAUUUACACUCGAACAUUGAAGAGUCAGUGGAGUGUGCAUACACACGCGAAGAAGUGCUGCGCUACAUAACCUUCGCGCGUCAAUUCAAACCGAUUAUUGGGCAGGAGGCAAUGAAGCUGCUGGUGGAGAACUAUGGUCACUUGAGACAACGUGACACGGGUAUUGCCGGCCGCAGCACAUGGCGUAUCACAGUACGUCAACUGGAGUCCAUGAUACGCCUGAGCGAAGCAAUGGCCAAACUUGAGUGCAUGAACGAAGUGCAAGAACGACACGUUAAAGAAGCUUAUCGCUUGUUGAACAAAUCAAUUAUACGUGUUGAGCAGCCCGAUAUACAUUUGGACGAUGACGAGGGCAAUGAGGAUGCCUAUGUGGGUGAUGUGGACAUGGGUGAUAAUGCCGGUACUGCGAAUGGCGCGAAUAAUACGAUUGCCACAGAGGGUGCAGAAAUGGAAGAAGGCAUUGAGGCAAGUGGUAGCCAGUUGCAAAAGAAAAAGCUCACAUUAUCGUUUGAGGAUUACAAAAAUCUAUCAACUAUGUUGGUAUUACAUAUGCGUAAUGAGGAGGCACGCUGCGAAACAGAAGGCAUCGAUUCGGGUAUGAAACGCAGCGAUGUGGUUACAUGGUAUUUGGAACAAGUCGCCGAUCAGAUCGAAUCCGAAGAGGAACUUAUCUCACGCAAACAUUUAAUUGAGAAAGUUAUCGAUCGUUUGAUAUACCACGAUCAAGUGAUUAUACCAUUGAAGACAACCGAAUUGCGACAACCCGGUAAAAGUCCGCGUCGUCCCGAUGAUGAAAGCGAGGAACCAGACGAUCCCCUGUUGGUCGUGCAUCCCAAUUAUAUUGUUGAAUAGCGUGUUGUCGUUUAGACGUUCCAAAUCAAUUUUAUUACAUUUUUUUCAUACAAACAAUUUAAUGUUAAAUAGAAUUAAGUUUUAUGUUAUCGUAUGCAUUUUAUUUCGAACAUUGCGCGUUAAAAAUCCGUUAGCUGUGGAGUACAAAUAAAGAAAUUUCCAAAAAAAAAAUAUUUUUUGGUCGUGUUAAAAAAUA